This is a messenger RNA of Aspergillus uvarum CBS 121591, 1271 nucleotides long. RefSeq names its product NAD(P)-binding protein. Bases 68 to 1093 code for a protein of 341 amino acids. NCBI's taxonomy places the organism in Eukaryota, Fungi, Ascomycota, Eurotiomycetes, Eurotiales, Aspergillaceae. The record is from RefSeq and is a predicted model, not a curated record. The transcript has a single exon.
UUUGAAUGUAGAGCAUAUUCAGAACAAUUUUCCUAAGAGCUCUUAGUUACUAUUGUCGACAGUCAUCAUGUCUUCUUCUGUAUUUCUCAUUGGUCCGGGCUUCAUCGGAGGAGAGAUUCUGGACCUGCUCUUGAAGGAGAACUACUCUGUUACAACUCUUGUCCGUCGGGAAUCGGCUGCUGCGGACUUUGCCAAACUGGGAGUCCAGACUGUACGAGGGACCUUGGAUGACAAGGAUGUGAUUAUCUCUCAAGUUGGUCAAAGCGAUAUUAUCAUCCAUACAGCGACUGCUGAUCACCUGCCCUCCGUGGAAGCUGUCCUAGAAGGCAUUCGGCAACGCGCAGCCAACGCGCUGCAGACCAUUUUCAUCCAUACUAGCGGUGCUAGUUUGCUCGCGGAUAACUCUGCGGGUGCCUACAAAAGCCAAACGGUCUUUGACGAUGAGAAUCCAGCUCAGAUUGACGCUCUUCCCGAUAGUGCACCCCACCGGAAGAUUGAUCUGGCUAUUGUGCGCGCACGCAAUGAAUUGGCAGCAUACGCCAAGCUUGCCAUUAUGAUUCCUCCUCUCAUCUACGGCAUUAGUACUCGAGAAAAACGAACCUCAAUUCAAUUACCGACGAUCGUUCGCUACUCUCUCAAACACGGCUAUGCAGGCCAGAUUGGUGCUGGUCGGUCUGUCUGGAAUCAAGUCCAUGUGAAAGACCUUGCGCGUGGCUACAUAACCUUGCUUCAUUGGCUGGAGUCAAGGCCGUCUUCGGAAGUGGUCCAAAAUCCCUACUUUUUCUGUGAAAAUGGACAGGAACUUUCUUGGGGCGAGUGCUCUGCGGAGAUCGGUCGCAUCUUGCAGAAGGAUGGUCGGAUCAAGGAUUCUACCCCCAGGACUAUUCCGCCAGAAAACUAUGCCGAUAUUUUCGGUGACUACUCUGAAAUAGUUGAAGGAUCAAAUGCUAGACACCGGGCAAAUCGUCUUCGCAAAUUGGGCUGGGCGCCAUCGGAGAAACAGACCUUCGCAUCUUUGGAGGAAGAUGAGAUUCCACUCAUUCUGACAGAAAAAGAAGAGUUCAAGGGCUACUCAAAGCCUGUUGCUUCUUGAGUUAUAACAUGGUGUUUGCUUCCCACAUUGAUGAAAAAAUGUUGAUCAAUGUAACCCUGGUUGUUUUGAACAUCAUCAUUCCCUGUCUAAGACCUACAUUGAAUGUCAGGUAAUUUUUGGAAGCGAUUAUUCAGUGAAUGUAAGCUUCACCUUCAAAACACGGUGAUCGAUCAACCAG